CUGCGUCCGGGUCAAGGCUGUAGCCUUCGCCGCCGCCGCUGCUGCAGCUGCGGCCAAGAGACUGGGCCCUUGUCUCCGCCGCCCACCGAGAGGAGCAGGCUCCGCUCGGCGCCACCUUCUGCGACCUGGCAGUCAGCCCUACGUCGCCGGCCUGGAGAGGUGGAGAGGACGAGGGGGCCGCGGCUUCCUCUGGGGACGUUGGCUCUCUGGAUUAUCAGGAGCUUGUAGUUGACAUUGAGGCCCGGCUGAGAAUGGAAGGUGUGGAACUUAAGGAAGAAUGGCAAGACGAAGAUUUUCCAAUACCUUUACCAGAAGAUGAUAGUAUUGAAGCAGAUAUACUAGCUGUAACUGGACCAGAGAGCCAGCCCGAUUCACUAGAAGUUAAUGGCAAUAAAGUACGAAAGAAACUAAUGGCCCCAGACAUUAGCCUGACACUGGAUCCUAGUGAUGGCUCUGUGUUGUCAGAUGAUUUGGAUGAAAGUGGGGAAAUUGACUUAGAUGGCUUAGAUACACCGUCAGAGAACAGCAAUGAGUUUGAAUGGGAAGAUGAUCUUCCAAAACCCAAAACUACUGAAGUAAUUAGGAAAGACUCAAUUACUGAAUACACAGCAGCAGAGGAAAAAGAAGAUGGACGGCGCUGGCGUUUGUUCAGAAUUGGAGAACAGGACCACAGGGUCGACAUGAAAGCAAUUGAGCCCUAUAAAAAAGUUAUCAGCCACGGAGGAUAUUAUGGGGAUGGAUUAAAUGCAAUUGUUGUAUUUGCUGUCUGUUUCAUGCCUGAAAGUAGUCAACCUAACUAUAGAUACCUGAUGGACAAUCUCUUUAAAUAUGUUAUUGGCACUUUGGAGCUGUUAGUAGCAGAAAACUACAUGAUAGUUUACUUAAAUGGUGCAACAACUCGAAGAAAAAUGCCCAGUUUGGGAUGGCUUAGGAAAUGCUAUCAGCAGAUUGACAGAAGGUUACGGAAAAACCUAAAAUCUCUAAUUAUUGUACAUCCCUCUUGGUUUAUCAGAACACUGCUGGCUGUUACAAGACCGUUUAUUAGCUCAAAAUUCAGCCAAAAAAUUAGAUACGUCUUUAAUUUGGCAGAACUAGCGGAACUUGUCCCCAUGGAAUAUGUUGGCAUACCAGAAUGCAUUAAACAAGUUGAUCAAGAACUUAAUGGAAAACAAGAUGAACCAAAAAGUGAACAGUAAGUUUGGCAUCUAAUCCUAACAAGACAGAAGAAUGUGCCCAUGAAGCAAUGCUCCUGGUUUUCUUUUUUUUUUUUUUUUGCAUUUAUAAUGCAUUUAUUGACCCUAUUUUUAUGUAACAAACUACAAAGUUGACUUGACUUCUUCCUAAUGGACUUUUGUAAAAGAGACUGUUCACUGCUGUAUUGGUUUGCAAAUCUCUUGAAUUUAGCUCUUUAAUAGCUAAUUGUAUUGUAAUCAUUUUAUAUUUUAUUUUACAACAUCAGAACCACACUUUCUAUAAAGCAGUUUUGGCAUUCGUUUAUUGAAUGAUGCAUCUUCUUCAGUAAAAUAUUUAUAAGCAUAAAUGGUAAAGGAAAGAGAUAAUAUAUAUUUUUAUGUUUUUAAGCAGUAUUUUUUAAUGUAUAACCUGUCUUGUGGACAAAUAGGCGGAUAAAUAAGACCUUGAUUUUGUAAAGUACAUGUUAGAAAUUUUGUUUUUGUAAAUGGUUAAAUACAUUUCCUGGGUAACUUAGAAAAUUAAGUUGCUCAUAAGUGAGAGACAGUUAAACUGGGUCUCAUGAAUACCCAAAGAUCCUUUUGUUUAUGUACAUAAUCCAAGUAGAUUAGUACUAUCCUAAUUUUUUUUCACUUAAUGUAUAUUGUACAUUAAUUCAGAAGCUCAAAUACAAGGGCAUUGCACACCUUCCUUUUUUAAACUUAAAGAUAAUUCAAAAAGCCAUCUUUGGAACUAAGAGAAUUUAAGAGACUUGGAAUUGGAGAGUGUAUAUAUGUAUAAAUGGAACAUUUUAUCUUCUGGCCAGAAGUCAGAACUUCAUAAAAAUCUUAGGUUUGUUCACUAAUGUGAAAUAAGCUGUGUGUCCAGGGUAUCACUCCCCUGAAUUGGUGUGAGUGCCGUGUAGUAGUACAGGGAAUGGGAUGAGUUAUUUACUGUCACUACUUUUCUGUAGAAAACAAGGGCUGCUUUUUAAACUGCUCUCAAGGCGGGCACUUUACCAAAAUACUUCCAUAUCAGUUCUUGUAAAUGGUAGAUGUUUGACCUAGUCAGAUAUGGUGUGUUUUCACAUUUCUGUUGAAUCAUGUUUGACAGUACUAUAAAUUAGGCUAACUUUAUAAGUCUUAAAGCAUCAUUAUAUUGUGCUGUGUUUGAUGAUAUCCCUGAAAUAAGCACGUAAACUCCCUGUUUAAUUUGGUAAGUAUCUAAACUUUACACUGAAAUAAAUUAUACUUGUGCUUCCAAA
Messenger RNA from Orycteropus afer afer, 2434 nucleotides. The record is from RefSeq and is a predicted model, not a curated record. NCBI's taxonomy places the organism in Eukaryota, Metazoa, Chordata, Mammalia, Tubulidentata, Orycteropodidae.